Python bivittatus (Burmese python) is the source of this 873-nucleotide messenger RNA. RefSeq names its product olfactory receptor 12D1-like. The record is from RefSeq and is a predicted model, not a curated record. Gene Ontology annotation, cellular component: membrane. NCBI's taxonomy places the organism in Eukaryota, Metazoa, Chordata, Lepidosauria, Squamata, Pythonidae. Gene Ontology annotation, biological process: G protein-coupled receptor signaling pathway. Gene Ontology annotation, molecular function: G protein-coupled receptor activity; olfactory receptor activity.
AUGGAGAACCAAACAGUGGUGAGUGAAUUCAUAUUGAUGGGAUUGACCAACUUCUUCAAGCUUCAAAAUCUUCUAUUUACAAUCUUCCUGCUGUUGUAUCUGGCCAUAUUAGUGGGGAAUAGUACGAUUAUUAUUUUAAUCAUAACAGAACCACACCUUCACACUCCCAUGUAUUUUUUCCUUGGAAAUCUUUCCUGUCUUGACAUCUUCUUCUCCACAGUUAUUGUACCAAAGAUGCUAGCUGGAUUUCUAACACAGCUGUACACAAUUUCCUUCAAGGGCUGCUUGGUCCAGCUGCACUUUUUGCACUUCUUAGGCAGUAGUGAAGGCAUUCUCCUUGGAGUCAUGGCUUAUGACCGCUGUGUUGCAAUGUGUAAACCUUUGCAUUACACUGUCAUCAUGAGAAGAGAGGUUUAUCUCCUGAUGGCAGCAGCUGCCUGGUCCACUGGGUUUCUCCAUGCCUUGAUGCAUGCAGUGGUGACUGCUCGUCUUCCCUUCUGCGGACCAAAUCACAUCGAAUACUUUUUCUGUGAUGUCAAGCCUUUGUUGAAACUGGCCUGUGGCAGCACAUACCUCAACCUCAUGCUCCUCAACACUGUGACCAGUUGUAUUAUUAUGGGCCCUUUUAUCUUCAUACUCCUCUCCUACCUCUACAUUAUUAGUUUCCUUCUUUUAAAGGUUAACUCCUGGAGUGUUUGGCAAAAAGCCUUCUCCACUUGUGGGUCCCACCUAAUUGUGGUGGCUUUACUUUAUGUUCCUGCAUUUUUUAAUUAUGUGCUUCCCACUGUGAGUACCUCAACACAACAGGACAUGAUGGUAACUCUCAUAUACAGUACAAUUAUCCCAGUUUUAAACCCACUUAUUUAUACACUG